This is a messenger RNA of Lampris incognitus (smalleye Pacific opah), 5088 nucleotides long. It is a transcript of the gene parp9, whose product is annotated as poly(ADP-ribose) polymerase family member 9. The record is from RefSeq and is a predicted model, not a curated record. The coding region runs from base 239 to 2533 and encodes 764 amino acids. Gene Ontology annotation, biological process: positive regulation of type II interferon-mediated signaling pathway; negative regulation of gene expression. The transcript is spliced from 7 exons. Gene Ontology annotation, molecular function: ubiquitin-like protein ligase binding; transcription corepressor activity; NAD+ poly-ADP-ribosyltransferase activity. Gene Ontology annotation, cellular component: cytoplasm; nucleus. NCBI's taxonomy places the organism in Eukaryota, Metazoa, Chordata, Actinopteri, Lampriformes, Lampridae.
UUAAGCGUUACAUCAGAACAUAAUUUGGAUCAAAACAAGCAAGGGCAAAACAACAAAACAAACUACCACAGAGCGUGGUGAUAGCUUAAAAUAAUAAAAUAAUAAACAUAAUCGUUAGCAUCAAACUAAGUAUGAACAUUGAAAUUACAGGAAAGCGAGAUAUGCGAAAAAUGACACAUAUACUUUCUGACACAUUAAUUUUUAUCCUAAGGUUGAUUUUGGGUUGCCUGACGGAGCCAUGGCCAGCAGAUUGGAUGUUACUCUUUCCUCAGAUUCAGUUAGAAUUGUGAGACAGUGUGCGCCUGCGCUGAGAAAAGUCCUUUCCACCAAAUUUGGAUGCAUGCUUGAAAUCCAUGGUGUGGAGUCUGGUAUGGAAGCAGGUACUGGACCGUCCAGAAAGCCAAUUACACCAGAGAGGAGGUUUUCUAUUUCGCUGAGCAACACUGUGAAUGUGUCUGUCUGGAAGGCGGAUCUCACCAGUUUCAAAGUAGAUGCCGUUGUUAAUGCUGCUAACAGACAGCUUCAGCAUUAUGGCGGUCUGGCGCUAGCACUGAGUGAAGUUGGUGGCCCAGAGAUCCAGAAGGAAAGUGAUAGCUAUACCAAGCGUCAGGGUUGCUUGAAGACAGGAGAAGCAUUUUGCACUGGUGCUGGGAACCUACCGUGCGUGAUGAUAAUUCAUGCUGUGGGGCCAAAUGUACCGAUGAAUCCAACUCCAGCUAUAAUUGAACGGGCUGCACCUGAGUUGGAGAAGGCCGUAGUGAGCAUCCUUGACAUUGUGGAGAAAAACAAAUUGCAAUCUGUGGCCAUUCCUGCUUUGAGUUCUGGCUUGUUUAACUUUCCACUGCCAAAAUGCGCAGACAUCAUAGUGAAGACCCUGAAAAAAUAUUAUGACGGGAAACACUAUAGUAGAAGUGUGCCACUCAAGAUCCAACUGGUGAAUCAUGAUGAGCCAUCCGUCACUGAGAUGAAAAGAGCCUGCCAUCAGAUACUGGAUAAGACACCCGUGUUAUACAGCCAGGCAGCAGUGCACCAUAAUAAAAGUGUUGCCAAAAGCCCCACAAUCACCAUUGGUAUUGCGAAUGCCAGUCUAACUCUGAGAAGAGGAUACAUUGAGGAACAGGAGACAGAUGUCAUUGUCAACACCAUUGCACCGAACUUCAAUUUGUCACUGGGCGAAAUCUCCUUUGCAAUAUCAAAGAAAGCUGGCAGCAAAAUGCAAACUGAAAUUAAAAUGGCUAACAAUAAAUUCUCUAAACAUGUCUACAUCACCAAAGCAUACAAUCUGAGGUGUAAACAGGUGUAUCACACUCUGUGCUCUCAAAAAUUUGUGGAUUCAAAUGGGAAGGUUCUGUACGAAGCAGUAUUGGACUGCCUAUGUUUGGCAGUCAAAAAUAAACACAAGUCAAUUGCCUUUCCAGCCAUCGGCAGUGGCAACUUGGGUUUCAGCAAAAAGGAGGUUUCAAAACUCAUGACAACUGCAGUGGGUAGUUUCGCCCACAGCCACCAAGACAAAAUUGACGUUCAUUUUGUCAUUUAUCCAAGUGAUGCUGACACAUUUGAGGCGUUUGAAGACUACAUGAAAUUUCUGGCUCCUGAUUCUAGCUCUUCACAUGUUGAGCAAACUGAAGACUUUCAACACAGCAAGGCAUCUGCCCCCUGGAUAACUCUGUGCAGUAACUCUGUUGAAAUGACAAGCGAGGCCAGACGAUGGCUGGAAGGCCUUCUCUACAAUGCCUCUGGCAGUGUCACUGUUCACAGCAACUUCAUCCUGCACUUUGGCGAGCACGAAUUCAAACAGCUGUCCCGUGAAAGCAAGAGGAAUGUCUCCAUUGAAGAAUUCUUUGAGAAUGGUUGUGCUAGCAUAACAGUGAAAGGAAACCUGGCUGAAGAUGUCGUAGUUGCUAGGUUGCAAUUGGAGGCCAUGCUCUGUGAUGCCCAGAAAGAGUUUGUCAAAGAAGAAGAGCAUGCUAUGGCCCUGGAGUCAACUAAGAAGCCAUCCUAUGAUAGAAAGCCAGUGGACAGCAGACAUCCUGAUUUCCGUCAAAGAGAAGCUCACUUUCAAUAUGAUGGACUCAAAGUUGUCAAGGUUGAGAAAGUGGUUAACCCUGCUCUGGAGGAGCUAUUUGAGCUGAAGAAGAAGCAACAAAAGACACCUGGCCCUCCCCAGCAAAGGUACCAGCGCAUAUCUGCCCAGUUCUGCGACAUGGUCAGCCAUAUUGGAUUCAACAGCGUGUGCACGCCACCUGAUGACCCAAAGUACGGAGAGGGCAUCUAUUUCACUAGCACAUUAAAAAGAGCCAUGACAGUGUGGAGGAGCCUGCCAGAGGAGGAGUAUCUGUACUUUGUGGAGGCCCAGGUGCUGACCGGAAAGUCCACCCCCGGUCAACGGGGUCUUAUUGUGCCACCUCCUGUGGAUGAAGACCCAGGCAUUCUAUAUGACAGUGUGAGUGGGGGUACUGAUAUCAACGUCAUAUUCAGUGGUUAUCAAGCCCUGCCGGAAUAUAUUAUUACCUGCAAAUUUGGCCACCAUUAGCCCCGAACUCAUUUGGCAGUGGGACCACCAAAAAGUUCCACUAACGCUAGUGGGGAAAAAAAUCAAAUGACAUACUCUCGUCAAUGUUCUCUCUAAAACACCAAAAAUGUGCAUUUCAAAAUUGUGAUGAAUAUGCGAAAGUAUAUGUAACCCAGAAAAUUUCAAUUUACAACCAGAAGAAAAAAUAGAUGCAGAAUAAAGACACUUUUGUAAAAAUAAUUAUGCUCAUUGAUGUCAGUUUUUAUAUGAUCAUAGCACUAAACUGCACAAACAUAUUAUUUCUGGUAUUUCUGGAUCUAAAAAAAGCAUUUGCCCUGUAGACCAUGAAUUAUUACUGAACAAGCUACAAUCAUAUGGAAUAAGAGGAACAGCACUCUCCUGGUUAACCAGCUAUCUAAAAGACAGAUAUCACUAUGUUGAACUACAAAACUUAAAAUCUCACCCACUGAAAGUCACAUGUGGGGUCCCCCAGGGCUCAGUGUUGGAACCAUUACUGUUUAUUCUGUAUAUAAACAAUAUUUGUGAAGUGUCUGAAUCUCUGAAAGCAUUUUAUUUGCUGAUGACACUAAUUUAUUUUGCUGUGGGGAAAAUCUGGAUCAAUUAUCUGGAUCUGGAUGUAGUGGAAAAGGUACCGAUGAAGUUAAAGAUGUGGUUUGAUGCAAACAAACCAACAUUGAAUUUAAGUAAAACAAAAUGUAGACUCGUUGAUAACCAUAAAAUUAACUCAAACAAGAAACUCAUGAUUAACAAUGUAGAAAUAGAAAGAGUGACUGAAAUUAAAUUUCUAGGGGUAAUAGUGGACAAUAAAUUAUGUUGGAAACCACAUAUAAAUUAUACCAAGGCUAAAGUAUCCAAAUCAAUCUCAAUACUAUUCAAAGUCAAAGAUCUUCUAAAUCAAGCUUCACUUUACAACUUGUACUGUUCCCUCAUAUUUCCUGACAUCACCUACUGUGUAGAAGUGUGGGGGAACACAUAUAAAACCAACACUGAUUCAAUCUUCAGUAUUCAAAAAAGAGCCAUAAGGAUAGUAAACAAAACCAAUUACAGAGAACCAACAAACCAACGCUUUAUCAAACUAAAAACACUAAAAUUCAAAGAUCUGGUGGACUUUAAAACUGCGCAAAUCAUGUACAAAGUAUCAAAUCAUAAAGUACCCAACAGUAUCCAGGGGUUGUUCCAGUUGAGGGAAAGUAAUUAUGACCUGAGAGGAAUAUGUACGUUUAAACAAAAACUAGUAAGGACCAAAUGCAAAAUAUCAUUGUUUCACAACAAAACAAGUCAAGAUAUGGAACAACUGCAGUGAUGAAAUGAAAUCAUGUGAAUCAAUAAUCAAAUUUGAAAGACUCUUUAAAAAUAAUAUUUUGAACAAAUAUGGGAUGGAGCUGUGACAUCUUGUUUGAGUUGUUCUUGAGUUGUUUAAAUGUUUGCUGUGCACUUGCUUUGUUCUUGUUCUGUUGAAUAAAUUGUCUUUGUUUGAUUUACAAUACAUCAUGGUCACUGGUGGUGGAUGGUUGAGUUUUCAUUUAAAUCACAUAGUUCACUGUUGAAAUAUUAAAAUAGAAAACCGGGGUAGGAGUUGGAAAGUUUUUAACUUCUGCCUACUCCUUUUCAAACUGCUGAGAUUUGAAACAAAUGUUUGAUGAUGAUAUCGUUUACUUGUUUUGAUUUUUUCUUUUUUUUAUUAUACAUUUUAAUUCUAUUAUUUUAACGUUUGAAAUAAGCUGAAUAAGCUAAACAUAUAGGCUCUAGAAAGAUUGUAUUUACUUUGAAAUAUUUGGGUGGUGGUUGCUGAUCAACAUUUACUAUAUGAGGGGUUAUGCUAAACAGGGUCAUAUAGUUUUAAAUAUUUACCAGAGAUACAGCUAAUAUUUUAAUAUUUCUUAAUGGCUUUUAAAUUUGAACACUUGUUUUUUUUUUUUUUUGCUCAACGAGAUGUACGCUCUGGUGAGCAUGAUAAAGUUCGCAGUUGUGGACAGUGGUGGAUUUGGGAUCCAGAACUUCAGGCCAUAGUGUGGGAUGUUGGAGUUGGCAAUGCCCAACCAGAACCGGUUCCUACCGGGCCAGACGUUGAUCAUGAAAUAAACUUGGGGUUUUAGUAUGAGUAUUCUGGUGUGUAUGCGGUCCGAACGCCAUGUUUUUGCUGUGGACCAGCCCACAUAUGGGUUGUUUGUUACUACACCGGGUGGGCUUGUCAUCCAGAUAAAUCACUGUUGUACCCCAUGUGAUUGGUAUUUUGCUCUCUGAGGUAGAUCUACAAUACAUCAAAUAUCAAUCAUUUGUUUGGUUUUUUUUCGAAGUAUAGCACAGUAUUCAUGUUACCUCCACAUGUAAUGUCAAAUAUUGGCAAUAAUUGUAAAUUAGUGGGUUUCCUGUAAUGUUAAUACUAACUUAGCAAGGCCUUGACAAGAAAGCCAGACACAUUGCAUUGCAUCACAGAACUGAAAUGACUGGACUGUUACUUUGCUGUACAGUUUUAUAUCCAAAAGCAGCACGUUAAGGACUUUCAAAUGUAUACUUCUGUGGACACUGAAACUAGAAAUAAAAUAAUUUGAGCA